Messenger RNA from Anisakis simplex (herring worm), 216 nucleotides. NCBI's taxonomy places the organism in Eukaryota, Metazoa, Nematoda, Chromadorea, Rhabditida, Anisakidae. The record is from the annotation of a GenBank genome assembly.
AUGGUUAACGUGAAGAAAGGUACACUGGUGAGAUGUGAUCCAGCGAUGCGACAGCUACUCGUUCAUUUGGAUGAAUCCAGAGCGUUGGGUUCGAAAUUCGUCGUCAAAGAGCUCGACGAGACGCACAUUUUCGUCGAUAAGGAGAUCAUACCUAUUCUGGAGCAAAAACUCGAUCAACUCAUGGAGACUUUGUCUCCCGAUCACACCGAGAAAUGA